Gordionus sp. m RMFG-2023 is the source of this 6150-nucleotide messenger RNA. Its product is annotated as transcriptional regulator ATRX homolog. Gene Ontology annotation, molecular function: ATP hydrolysis activity; ATP binding; ATP-dependent chromatin remodeler activity. Bases 167 to 5989 code for a protein of 1940 amino acids. The transcript is spliced from 21 exons. NCBI's taxonomy places the organism in Eukaryota, Metazoa, Nematomorpha, Gordioida, Chordodea, Parachordodidae. Gene Ontology annotation, cellular component: nucleus. The record is from RefSeq and is a predicted model, not a curated record.
UUAUUUACUUCAAUCAAAAUUAAAUUUAAAACAACUAAACGAACCAAAUAAUGUAUCACAAUAUUUUGAAAACUUAGACAUUGACAAAUAUUUUAAUCAAUAUCUCUAUAUAAAAAGGUCAAUCUUAACUGAAAAUGAAGCAAUUAUUACUCAAUCAUCUACUCUUAUGGAUAAUAAAGAAUUAAUUUCAAGUGAUCCAGAUUCUGAUCCAUUUAUUUUAUCCAAUAAUGUUGAGUUAGUAAUGAAUACAAUACAAGACCAGAGAAAUUUGAAGCCAUAUAAUCUUAAAGAGUGCUGUGUUGCAUUAACUCGUUUAAAUUCUGAUUUCCUGAUUGAAUAUUUUUCAAAAUAUCAAGAACAAAAAAAUUUGAAUUACUCACUUUUAAACAUGUUUGUUGAAGAAAUAAUGGAUAAUCAGAUUAUUAUGGAUGAUUUUAAAGAUAAAAAUCAAAUCAUGAAUGAUAUGAAUGAAAAGGAAUUGGAAAAUUCCUUGGUAGAUCAAUUUAUUCAUAUAUUAGAUAAUCAAAAAUGUCAAAGUGAUCAAAAAUACAAUAUUAAUAUCAAACAAGACCUCAUUAAACAGAUUGAUGACUAUUUGCUUACAAAGCCAUCUAUUGAAAUGGUAAAACCCGAACAUGAUACACACAAUGCCAUACCUGAAAAAUACCUGAAAUUAUUAAAAACAAAAUUAUCAAAAACAACAUUAAUUCGUAAAAAUCCAGAUAUGCCACUUAAAAAAUUCAAGAGCUCUAAGCCUAAAGCUAUCGAAAUCGUCCCAAAAAAUAAAAAAUGUGCUAUCUAUUCAAGCGAUAGUAGUGACAACAACGAUAAAAAUCAUAUUAAAAUAGAAAAAGUCAACCACGAUGAAAAUCAAAUUCAAUUAAGCAACGACAAAAAUCAAAUAGCCAAUGAAAACAAAAUCGUUCCUAUAGACAUAGUUGAUCCUAGUUCACUCCUUGGCACCUUAGUUGCCAGUAAGCAUCCUGCACUUCACUCAGAUGUUUCCACCGAUACAUUACCUUCUCUUAUAGAAUGUCCACUUUCUAAGAACGAAUUUAACGAAAAAAAGUUUCUGGAAGCCGAAAGGGUUGAAUAUAACAAUUUUAAUGACUCUAAUGAUCCAGUAUCCUCUGGGGAAGAAUUUUUGGUUCUAAAUACUAAAUCCACCAAAAGAUUGGCACAUAAAAUAACUACUAAAUCAUCACUUAAGAUUCAAGAAUUUAAAAAACGAUUGAGGAACAAAAACGACGUCAAUAAUAUAGAUUCGAGCGACGAAAUUAUUACGAAGGACUUGAUCGAAAGUUCAUUAUCUCAGAGUGAUAACGAAAUUUCGGCACUCAAAAGAACCAGAUCUAGUGUCAAAAAGUUUAAGAAGGUACAGUUAUUGAGCGAUAAAUGCCAUAGUGCAAAUAACAGGAAGUCAGAAAAAGGCGGGAAAAAGGACAUUCAAUUAGAUACUUCGGAUAAGGAAUUAGAAGUUAUGAAUUCAAAUGAAGGCGAAGAAGAGAGCGAUACAAAUGAAUCUAGAAUUGCCAAAAAUGUUAGAAAAAACAUAAGGAAGAUCAAAUCCAUGACUCAGCUGAAAAUGGAAACGCGGGAAGCAGCUAAAUCCGAGCAAGCUAGGCUCAAAAGGAUAUCGGAAAAUAGGAUCUCAAAAAUGAAACAAAUACUCGAAGAGGAAGAACUAAAAAAAUUAGCUGACAAUUUGAUAAAGGAAUUGGUUUUAGAAUUGCCGGAUCAAGACGGGACCGGGAUAAGUCUUAAGGUUGAUCCCACUAUUGUACAACAUUUGAAACCUCAUCAAGUCAAAGGAAUAACUUUUCUCUACGAAAACGUGAUAGAAUCUUGGAAAAGAUUUAAAAAUGGCACGGAUGAAGGUAACGGGGCAAUUCUGGCUCAUUUAAUGGGUUUGGGAAAGUCGUUACAAAUCAUAACUCUGGUCCACACGUUACUUUCCAACACGCAUUUUAAAACUCAUAUAAAAACGUGCCUAAUCAUAUGCCCUCAAAAUACCUGUAUAAAUUGGAUGAACGAGAUGGGCAAAUGGACCAGUCAAGCUAAUGACCCUUUACUAUAUUGGGGAUUAUUCAAUGUCAGGGAUAAGAAAUCCAGGAAAGGUAUGCUCAAAAAUUGGCACAGCACUGGCGGAAUAUUAAUCAUCGGUUACGAUCUAUUUAGAACGAUGAUAUCUACCAAAACCAAGAGUUCGACGUACACGAAUAUCGUCAAUGGGACGUUAUUGGACCCAGGGCCAGAUAUAUUGGUUUGCGAUGAAGGUCAUUUACUUAAAAAUAGCAGCACCGCGUUAUUCAAAGCAGUCAAUAAAAUAAGAACUAGAAGAAGGAUAGUUUUGACUGGAACCCCUCUUCAAAAUAAUCUUUAUGAAUAUCAUUGCAUGGUGCAAUUGGUUAGACCUAGUAUCUUGGGCAGUAAAACGGAAUUUCAAAACAUGUUCGUAAAUCCAAUUAGAAACGGGCAAUGCGCCGAUUCCACAGAAAGAGACGUUAAAAUCAUGAAAAAACGAGCUCAUAUAUUGCAUCAAAAACUUUCGGGGAUUAUUCAACGAAUGGACUAUACAACCCUCAAAAACGACCAAUUAUCAAAUAAUACAUUUGAAAUUGAUGCCCUCACUCCAAAAUAUGAAUACAUUGUGUACGUUAGGCUGAGCCAUAAACAAAUUCAGAUGUACAAACAUUACCUUCAAUCCAGCCUCGAACAUAAUAAUUCGACGAGUUCCGCUAAUGAUAAUCUGAUGGAAAACACUCAUAAAAGGUCUAAAAAGGUUGGUCAGACUUUAACGGAAAAUGGCGAAAGCGAAGAUGAAAACAUGAUAAUAUCGGCCAAUAUAUCUGGAAAUAAAUUCAGUAUUUUUAUAUGUUACCAAGAGCUCUACAAUAUCAUAGUUCAUCCUUGGCUUUGUCCCAUGAUGGAAGCUAGGAGAGAAGCCGCCAGGAUAUCCAAAGAUUACUCUGACAAUGAAGAGACCGACGAAGAGGUCUUGGGUAAAGAUAGUUCUUCAGAAUCAUCUAUGCAGACGAUAUCGAGUGAGGAAAGUUUGGAGUAUAUUAGUGAAGGAGAUUUGUCUAACUUAGGAAAUCACAAAAGACGGAAAAAAUCCAAUAAAAAUCAAUCCAAACUAAUUGAUGAUGAUUUUCCUCCGUCUACUCGCAGGCUCACGAGAAAUACUUACAAACUGUAUAAACCCAUCUGCUUAAUUAGAAAUACAAAUCCCGUGCAAAACGAAAAAAUUGAGUUACCAGAAGAUGGCACCACAUCCUCUACAACUCUCAAAAAUUUUACAGGAGAUGAAAAAUGGUUUGAUCAAGAAGAGCAUUGGUGGAAUAAAUAUUUAUCUCAGUCCGAUGCCUUAAACGUUUGUUUGGGUGGUAAAAUAGUUCUCUUACUGGAGAUCUUGAAAGAAUCUGAAGCCAUAGGGGAUAAAGUAUUGCUCUUUACUCAAAGCCUCACGACAUUGGACUACUUGGAAAAGAUUUUAUCCUAUAUCAAUAAAUCUUUAGACGAGACACUAUCCAAGGACGAAAUACCUGACCUAAACCCUAAAGCAAAAAAUAUAUUGACUAAAGGUUGGACCUAUAAAACAUGGAUUAAAGGGUUAGAUUAUUUUAGAAUGGAUGGUUCCACUUCCAUCAAUAGUAGGUUUCAAUCUACCCAAUCCUUUAACGAUUUAGACGAUAUGAGGGCGCGUUUCUAUAUGAUAUCUACAAAAGCCGGAUCUCUGGGUGUCAAUUUAAUUGGCGCUAGUCGUAUAGUAUUGAUGGAUGCUUGUUGGAACCCUACUCAUGAUACCCAAUCAAUUUUCCGGGCUUACCGAUUGGGGCAAACUAAAUCCGUCUUUAUAUACCGGCUUAUAGCUCAAGGAACGAUGGAAGAACGAAUUUACGAACGACAAGUGACUAAACAAUCCUUGUCUCAACGGGUUGUCGAUAAGAAGCAAAUAGCCCGCCAUUUCACUUUCGAAAAUUUGAGAGAACUCUACUCUUUCGAGCCCGACCUCGAUCAGGAUAAUGAACGAGAGGAAGAAGUUGGAUUGGAAAAUAAAACGCGAGAAAGAAAUGUGGAUAAAAUAAUCGAUACGGAUAUUAUCGUAGAAGAUGGAGUUGUGCGAACUAAUAACGAAUCUAAAUUCGAAAAUUUUAUGAAUAGUGAAAAAGGUGCCGUAACUGGAUUUAAUGAUAUUCUUAACGCGGAAGAUAGAGUUAUAGUCAAAAAGUAUCCAAUGGCCCCCAUACCGAAGGACCAUAUUUUAGCUCAGCUUUUAUUAGACCAAAAACGAUGGAUUGUCACUUACAGAGAUCACGACUCUCUUUUAGAAAACAAGGAAUCGGAAGAGCUAACGGAGGAAGAAAGACGUUUAGCAUGGGAGGAAUAUGAGACCGAGAGAUAUGCCAACGUUCAUACAGCCAACUUAUCCAACACAUCGAAUCUACUACCCAACCCAUCUCUUAAUACUAUCUACAAUAAUUUAGACAUUUACAAUGAUUUAAACUCUUCGUCCUACAAUAAUUAUCAUUUUAAUCAAGAUAAUUUUAAUUUAAACUUGAGUAGCUCUUUGCAUCAUUCAAUAAUGACAGAUAAAAAUCCUAUAUCUAUUGUAAGCGGCGCAAGUAAUACUCAAGGUAUGAGUUAUCAACCUCUAGAUUCCUCGAAUAGGAUGCAAGAAAUCAGGGGAGUGUCAUGGACAAUUGGCGAUGACGUGAGGAUUGAAUCGGAAAAUAACGAAGAAACCUGCGUAUAUAGAAUGAGCUACGAUAAUUUACGACAUUUAUUUAAAUCAAAUGGCGAUAUCAAUUCUUCUUAUAUGGUCAAAUACAUGAAGCAUAUUGAAACCGAUUAUAAUGCAGAAUCGCUGAAUUUCAAGACUAGAUUUAUUAAGCUCUACCAAUUCUUGAAGAUCAAUCGAAAUUAUUUAAUGCGAAUGUGUGCUGAAUCGGCCGAUAAAAUAAUUGAAAUUACUGUCGAUGCUAACAUCAACAAUCACUCGAGAAAAUCUACAAUAUCUAGCCUAAAUUCUCAAUCACAUAAUUCGACAAAUUUUCCCAUUCCAUAUUCCUCUUCAUCCUCUCCUGCUUUCGUGAAGAAUUAUGUCAGUAAUUUUAAUAACGAAAACAAAAGGACAGAUUUCCUUAUAGCCUCUCAAAACAUGCGCUUGAUUACUCCUUCUUUGCGUCAUAAUAAUUUAUCAAAUUUGAACCUUUUGCAAAAUAUGGCUGGUGUCGAUCGCUCUCUAUUUAAUUCCUCUCUACGGAAUAGUAAUAAUAAUCCUCUUUCUGUCUCUUCUAUCUAUAACGAAAAUAUCCCUAUCCAACCGAAUGAUCCUACUUGUCCAGUCAAUCUUAACUUGGGCAGCGGUAAUUUAGGUCGCAACCUUGAUUUUACAAGUUUCAUAAGCAACAUGAGAAGCAAUGUGAAUCGCUUUAUGCCAUCGUCAAAUGAUAAUAAUAGUUCAACAUCAAUGGGCAACACUUUCGGGGUUCAAACCUCCGAUUUUACAAAUUAUGUAAACAUGAGAAAUAAUGGGAAUCGUUUACCGACAUCAAAUGUUAUUAAUCCGAUUUCAUCUUUGAGUAAAAACACGUUAGGUCAAAUCCCAGAUUUUGCGGGUUCUUAUUCAAACAUGAGAAAUAACGCGAAUCGUUUUAUUCUUCCAGCGCCAAUCGUUAAUAGUUCAAUCUCAUUAAAUAACAAGGCAAUCGGUCAACCCCCAAAUUUUUCAAGUUAUUUAUUUAACAACAUUAGAAUGAACCCAUCGAUUCUGCCAUCGUCAAGCGUUAAUCCUUCAAUCACAUUAAAUAAUACAGCAGGCCAUGCACAAGACUUUACAGCUUCUUAUUUACACAAUAUGACAAAUACAAAUAAUGAGAAUAGUAAUCCAUUAUUAUCUUUGAAUGUAAACAAUCCAACCUUACCAAUAAGCAAUCCUCCGGCUAGAGGAUUCAGAGUUAUAAACGGAGAAAUAUUUCCUUUAUAAAUAUUUUAGAUUAAUAUGCUGAAGAUAAAAUAGAGGAUUUAAAAAACUAUAUAUUAUAAAUAUUAUAGAGAAUUGUAGUUAGAAUUUUAAAUUAUUGUCAUCAUUUUAAUUGAGAAGUAUUUUAAUUGUAUACACAUAUUUAUAUAUAUAAACUUUCUUUA